This is a messenger RNA of Microsporum canis CBS 113480, 2202 nucleotides long. Its product is annotated as chromatin assembly complex protein. Gene Ontology annotation, molecular function: protein binding. Gene Ontology annotation, biological process: DNA replication-dependent chromatin assembly; nucleosome assembly. Gene Ontology annotation, cellular component: CAF-1 complex; nucleus. Lineage: Eukaryota; Fungi; Ascomycota; Eurotiomycetes; Onygenales; Arthrodermataceae. The transcript is spliced from 5 exons. Bases 1 to 2202 code for a protein of 733 amino acids. The record is from RefSeq and is a predicted model, not a curated record.
AUGAAGGCGACCCCUCUGCUGAUUGCCUGGCACGAUGACAAUGCCCCCAUCUAUUCAGUGCACUUUGAUCCUCAUGGCAAAGGCCGACUGGCAACGGCUGGAAAGUACGUCCUGUCGUUCCUACAGAUAAAGCUGCGUGGUACACUAACCCUAUGGAAGGUCGAGUCCACGGGAGAAGAGCGAAAGGUCACCUACCUUAGCACUUUGAUCAAGCACACGCAGGCCGUGAACGUCGUACGCUUCUGCCCGAAAGCCAAUGUAGGAGAGAUGCUGGCAUCUGCCGGAGACGAUGGGAACGUCCUUCUCUGGGUUCCAUCCGAGACACAAACGCAGCCGGGUUUUGGACAGGAAGGGCUGGACGACAAGGAAACAUGGCGAGUGAAGCACAUGUGCAGGUCAUCCGGAGCAGAAAUAUACGACCUAGCAUGGUCUCCGGACGGUGUUUUUAUCAUUACCGGUAGCAUGGACAACAUUGCUCGCAUCUACAAUGCUCAGACAGGCCAAAUGGUCCGGCAGAUUGCUGAACACUCUCAUUAUGUGCAAGGCGUCGCCUGGGAUCCUCUGAACGAGUAUGUAGCGACACAGUCCUCGGAUCGAUCGGUACACAUAUACGCCUUAAAGACAAAGGACGGCCAAUUUACCUUGACAACUCACGGAAAGUUCUUGAAGAUGGAUUUGCCUGCUAGACGGGUAUCUUCGAGCAGCCCUGUGCCGGACUUUGGCGGAAACCGAGUUCAAUCGACAUCAGGAAAUGCCAUGACUGUGUCUUCCCCCGGUGCCUCAACCCCAGGCACUCCAUUGACCGCCCCUCUGCCCAUGGACCCUCCUCCUGUGUCCCUUAGCCGCCGCUCCUCCUUUGGUUCUUCACCUUCUAUUCGCAGGUCAGCGUCACCGGCGCCUUCUAUGCCGUUGCCUGCAGUGAAGCCCCUCGAAGCCGCUUCUCCAGGCCUCUUUGGCGGGAUAGGCGUGAAAAACGCCAGCAUAUAUGCCAAUGAAACAUUCAACUCUUUCUUUAGGCGCCUGACCUUUGCCCCAGAUGGCAGCUUACUCUUCACCCCAGCUGGGCAAUACAAGGUUUCACUUGCUGGCCAGAAUGACAAGGUCAUGGAAGACAUAAUAAACACAGUCUACGUUUAUACCCGUGCAGGCUUCAACAAACCACCAAUAGCUCAUCUUCCGGGGCACAAAAAGCCGUCAGUUGCUGUUAAAUGCUCGCCGGUGUACUAUACGUUGAGACAAGGCACAAAGCCCACUCGCCAGAUAUUUUUGGAUUCCUCGUCCAGUGAAGAGGCAUUUCCGUCUUUACCGGACUCCGUCAUAUCACAACCAGCUAUGGAGCCUCCAUCAAGUGCACCCCCCUCGGCCACUAGCGAAACUGCACGCUCUCUGCCCUUACUAGGAACGCAUGAAAGCGACGCUGGCUCACAAAAUACUUCGCUCACCCCGGUGUUCGCAUUGCCAUAUCGGAUGGUUUACGCAGUCGCGACACAAGAUGCAGUUCUGAUAUAUGAUACCCAGCAGCAGACACCGCUGUGUAUAGUAAACAACCUGCAUUUUGCCACUUUUACCGAUCUCUCCUGGUCCCAUGACGGGCUUACCCUCAUAAUGAGCUCCUCUGAUGGAUUCUGCUCGGCUCUUUCAUUCUCUCCCGGAGAACUGGGCCAAAUUUACACCAUGGAAAAGCCACAUCCUAUCAGCUCCAGUGUGGCAGCGUCUACAAAUGCUUCCGCAGCGCAGUCCCCUGUCAUGACAUCUCCCCGUAAAAACUCCACAGGCAAGGCAUCAUUAGCAAUCGGAACUCCAAUCACAGUCCCCGCUCGUGCAGCUAGCUCCGGUCCAGCCACACCGUCUUCGUCAACUUCCAAGGCAGCUGCUGUGGUAAACAACCCAACCCCUACCCUUGGCACUGUACCCUCAGUUACCGCCACAAAUUCUAGCCAACCUUUUAGCACGCCACCGGAAACUCCCAUGUCCUCCCAUAGCGCUACCAAUUCUAUUAGCGGAAGCGUCUUGGGGAAGCGAGACCUGAGUACAGUGAGCGAAUCAGAGAAAGAGGACCCAGGGGACAAGGAUGAAGAAGAUCAAGGAGGUAACAAAGCCGCCCAACGGGAACCAAAGAGAAAACGAAUUGCACCGACCUUGGUGUCCUCCGCGAGCUCUGGGAUGCCAAACUCAGAAGACUCCAGCAGACCAUCCACCUGA